Molecule: messenger RNA, 1722 nt
Organism: Acytostelium subglobosum LB1
Lineage: Eukaryota; Evosea; Eumycetozoa; Acytosteliales; Acytosteliaceae
Exons: 1
Coding region: 1-1722 (573 amino acids)
Source: RefSeq, a predicted model, not a curated record
AUGGAUGAACUUCUUGACGACUACUUGAAUGGAGGUAGUUAUACUCAGAAGCACUGGAAUGCACCUGAUGCCUUCUUAAAAGAGGAUGAUACUCCUGUACAUUAUAUUCAACAGUUGGCAUUAUUUAUCAAUCAAUAUAGUUGGCUGUAUAGGGAGAGAACAAUUGACUUCUUUCUCAAUGAUGUAUGGUCAUUGGUGCCAGUCGAGUGGCAUGAGCCUCUACUAUCAAUGACCGAUACAGAGUGUCUUUGGUUCGCGUCGGCCGAUGUUGUUAAGGACACAUGGCCACAAUCACUUAGGACCUUUGUCACUGAGGCCAAACGACUAUGGAUGCCAAAGACUGUGAAAAGAGAUGAACAACGUUGGAAGAUGCCAGACUUUGCUCUGCCAUCACUCAAGCUAAAGAUGUCAGAGAAAAAGAUACACGAGAUCAAGAGAAUGGCAGAGUUGGUGGACAGUGUCGCAAUCAUCAUGAAACCAGACGAGAUCGUUGACAUUGGUUCAGGCGAGGGAUACCUCACUCAAGUGCUCUCACAUCAAUAUCAUCACAGCCUUACUGCUAUCGACUGUUCAGAAUCAUUCAUUGGUGGUGCAAUCAAACGACAGAAUCAGAUAGAGGUGGAGAGAGUAUCGGCAAGGAUGAAGGCGCUAAAUGUGGUGUCAAGUACAACUACUACCAACAACAACAACAAAGAUGUCGUUCAGGAGGAGAUAGUGGAGGGAGACGACGAGACCACAACAAUAACAAAGAAAAAGAUAAAGAUAAGACUUACACCUGAGCAACAACAAGAGUUGGCAGAUAGGAAGAAGAUGGAAAAGUUGGAAAAGAGGAAGGCAUUGUUGGAUGAGAUGGAUAUCAGUGGUCCAAAGAUGUGUGUCGCAAUGAUAUCGCCAGAGAUGAAGAAUGAUGACUUUAUCAAUCUGCUGGCCAAACACGAUUCAUCCAAGCAAUACCAGUCGAUAAUGAUGAUUGGAUUGCACACCUGCGGUACAUUGGCCUCCACCAUGAUUGCAAACUAUGUACAAUGCAACAGAGUCAAUUGUCUGGUCGAUGUUGGUUGUUGCUACUACAGGAUACCAGGUCAUUCAUACCAGUUCCUGUCAGAGAGCGCACGAGGUCUGGUGGAGCUGGGGCCUGCCGCACUAAAGCUCAGCUGCGAGGCGUCCGACUUCUCAUAUGGCACACGAUCAGAUGAUCAACUAUAUUCACUCAACGAGUUCAAGUACAGCAUGAAGGUACACUUCUUCCGUGUGAUCUUUGAGACAGCACUCAUUCGAUUGUAUGGCGCAGAUCACUCAUUCACCAUUCGUUGUAUCUCUCGUGCCAACUCUGCAACGUUUGAACUAUAUGCACAGAGUGCACUGAAACGAAUGACAUCACAAUUGGACAAACAACGAAAGGAUGGUGGUGGAGUGCAUGACAACAGGUCAUUGCCAACAUUGGACCAACUAAUGGAGAUUUACCAUCAGUAUGAGAAUGACCAAAAGAAGAUAUCAUUGUUCCUACUACUACGAGGUUUGAUUGCGCCCGUACUCGAGUCAUACAUCGUCAUGGAUCGUUGGUUAUUCCUGGAUGAGUCACGCCAACAUACCGAGAAAGUCACCGGCCAAACAUCCACGCUGCGAUCAUUCAUCGUACCAAUCUUUGAAGAGACCAUCUCACCUAGGAACUACGCCAUACUCAGCUUCAAACAACCAUUGACGAAGCAGAUGCCUCAAUAA